CGUGGGACUUGCUUGGGAUGCCCAACAGGACACUAUCACCCAUAAUCACUGCCUUAAAUUACGCCAACUCUCACAACAUCCUAAUUCAACGCAAGCAGGGAAGUUUUGUCUCUCGUCAAUCAAUCCGUAAAUAUGUCACGCACCACCACCGCUCUCGUCCUCACAGCCAUCAAGGGCCCCCUUGAGCUACGCGAAGUCCACCUCGACUCAAUACGGCCCGACGAAGCUCUCGUAGAAAUCCAUGCCUCGGGCAUCUGCCACACCGACAUCUCGUGCGCCAACGGCAUCCUGCCAUGCGCGCCAGGCGCAGUGCUAGGCCAUGAAGGCGCAGGAAUAGUCCUCGAAACAGGCUCCGCCGUAACCACAGUAUCCAAAGGCGACAAGGUCCUCCUCUCCUUCUCGCACUGUGAAUCCUGCGCCCUCUGCACCUCCGGCCACCCGGCCUACUGCCACGACUUCAACGUCCGCAACUUUGGCGGCAAGCGGCCCGACGGCACCAGCGCCCUGCUGCUGGACGACGCCGGCAAGACGCCCAUGUUCAGCUCCUUCUUCGGCCAGAGCUCGUUUGCGCGCCACGCCCUCGUCCACCGCUCAAGCCUGGUGAAGGUGCCGCCCCACACGGACCUGGCGCUUUUCGCGCCGCUCGGGUGCGGCGUGCAGACGGGCGCCGGCGCCGUGCUCAACGUCCUAGACGUGCGGGAGGGGAGCACGCUGGCCGUGUUCGGGGUGGGGUCCGUGGGGAUGAGCGCCGUCAUGGCGGGCAAGCUGCGGAAGGCCCGGACGAUCAUCGCCGUGGAUGUGCAGCCCGGCAGGCUGGAGCUGGCGAAGAGCCUUGGGGCCACGCAUGCUGUGCUUGGGUCGGGGGACGUCGUGGCCGAGAUACGGAAGAUAUGCCCGCCCGUGGGUGUGGAUUUUGCGGUUGACUGCACCGGUAUCACGGCCGUGAUUGGAAGUAUGGUUGAAGCGCUUGGCACGAGGGGGAGAGCUGCCACGGCUGGCGCGCCCGGGUUCGGAUCUCGCGUCAGUCUGGAUGUGAUGGAUCAUCUCACCUAUGGGAAGGAGUAUGUCGGGUGCUGCGAAGGGGACAGUCUACCUUCUGAAUUCAUUCCUUACUUGAUAGAGCUGCACGCAAAGGGCCAAUUGCCCCUGGAGAAGCUCAUUACGUUCUACGACGUCAAGGACUACGAGAAAGCUAUUCGUGAUAGCGAAACUGGGGUAACACUCAAAGCUGUGCUGAAGUGGGAAUGAUUGACGGCAUGUUGCACGAAGUUGUGUGGAAUUAUACGAACACAAUUAUAUCUAUUUAUGCUUUUACUCGGCACCUCCGUAGGGGCAGGGACCUGCCGACACUAAUGCCGCUACCCGACCCACAUCGGGAGUGGAGGUGGGAGGCAUCGGAGUGGGGGGUGGGAUGAUUAGGUGCAGCGGAGCGGAG
This is a messenger RNA of Phialemonium atrogriseum, 1435 nucleotides long. Its product is annotated as GroES-like protein. The transcript has 3 exons. NCBI's taxonomy places the organism in Eukaryota, Fungi, Ascomycota, Sordariomycetes, Cephalothecales, Cephalothecaceae. The record is from RefSeq and is a predicted model, not a curated record. Gene Ontology annotation, molecular function: oxidoreductase activity; zinc ion binding. The coding region runs from base 133 to 1248 and encodes 371 amino acids.